Molecule: messenger RNA, 1201 nt
Organism: Raphanus sativus (radish)
Lineage: Eukaryota; Viridiplantae; Streptophyta; Magnoliopsida; Brassicales; Brassicaceae
Product: dof zinc finger protein DOF5.3
Exons: 2
Coding region: 177-947 (256 amino acids)
Biological process (GO): regulation of DNA-templated transcription
Molecular function (GO): DNA binding; DNA-binding transcription factor activity
Source: RefSeq, a predicted model, not a curated record
UCCCUCCUCCCACAUUCCCAUGUAUAAAUGCAUAUGCUUGGCUUUUCCUUUUGCUCCACUUUAGUUUCUACUCAUAUCCAUCAUUCUCUCUGAUCUCAAGAAACAAUCUCCACCUCCUACACAUAAACCCUCAUACUCAUCUAAUAAUCUUCAAGGAGCUUCUCAGAUUCAGCUCUAUGGAUCAUUUGUUACAUCAACAGGAUGUUUUUGGGAAUUUUAACAAAACAAGAGAAGCCAUGGGAUGUCCAUCAAACCCACCACACUUAGAUCACGAGCAGAAAAAGCCUUCCCCGGCGACUGGGGCUGCGAGGCCACAGCCACCGGAACUGUCCCUGAGAUGUCCACGUUGCGACUCAACGAACACAAAGUUUUGCUAUUACAACAACUACAGCCUCUCUCAGCCCCGCUACUUCUGCAAAUCAUGCAAGAGAUAUUGGACAAAAGGCGGAACCCUAAGGAACAUUCCCGUCGGAGGCGGCUGCCGGAAAAACAAACGGUCCACUUCUUCGGCGACAAGAAGCCUGAGAACCACCCCGGAACCAGCUUCCCACGACGGAAAAGCAUUCUCGGCGGCGAGUUUCGGUGGGUUCGGUAACAAUGAACACAUUGAUCUUAGUUUAGCCUUUGCUCUGCUGAACAAGCAACCUCCCGGGAGUUCUUCACAGCUAGGGUUUCCUUCAGAGUUUGGUAGCUCACAUCAGUCUGGCAUGGAGAGUGUGUUUGGAACAAGUCAGCAAAAGGAAAACAAUGGUUAUGCGUUUGGAAACGGGAGCAGCGGUUUGGAUAUGGCCAUGAGUGAUCCAAACAAGGUCUUAUGGGGAUUUCCAUGGCAGAUGAAUGGAGAGAUGAACAUGGGAGGAGGAGGUGGGGGUCAUGUAGAUCACAUUGAUUCAGGGAGAGAGAUUUGGACCAAUAUGAACUAUAUUAAUUCUGGUGCUUUAAUGUAGUUCAAAAUUAAAACCUCAAUUUUAUUUGGGUUUUAAUCUAAGGUCUGAAUUUCAUAUUUUGUUGGGAUGAAAGAUGGGGGCUAGCUAUUUUAUGUAAUGGUUAAGGGAAUCUAGAUAUGUUAGGGCUUUUCAAAGAGUUUCAAACUUGCAAUAUGGGGGUUGGAGUGUUCUUUUCUGAUUUAAAUUAAUGUUGACUUUUUUCUUUUGUAUGUUCAUUGUUUCACUAUAUUUUAUAUGAGACAUUUCCCUUGAUU